This is a messenger RNA of Colias croceus (clouded yellow), 4009 nucleotides long. RefSeq names its product collagen alpha-1(I) chain-like. The transcript is spliced from 12 exons. Gene Ontology annotation, cellular component: cornified envelope; cytoplasm. NCBI's taxonomy places the organism in Eukaryota, Metazoa, Arthropoda, Insecta, Lepidoptera, Pieridae. The coding region runs from base 1 to 3930 and encodes 1309 amino acids. The record is from RefSeq and is a predicted model, not a curated record.
AUGACUAUAUAUCUAUUUGAUUUGAAACUACAUUUUGAUAAAACAAUUACCCAGUUAUUCCAACGUAUCAACAACAUAACAAGAAAACGGGACCCACUCCAUUUCUUGCAAAGUAUUUUGGAUUUGACACAAAAGAAAACUUUAGAAGAGGCAUUUAGAGAUAUAUCCAGUCUGACAAGAACUAAUGCCGACGUCCUGACAAUUCUGGAGAAUAUUCAGAAGGAAUCAGGCCACACAGACAUAAUAGAUUUCUUCAGGCAACUCAUAAAAAUAACUGAAACUAGAACUAUAAUUCACGCAUGGAGAAUUAUUACUACCAUUACAAGGGAAACUGACAUCUUCAUAAUAAUACGUCGCUUCAAGAUCUACACAACAAUAGAUAUUAUUGUUAUAUUCAAAACAUUGUUACGUAUAACAAAAACAACGAAUUUGACGACCGCCAUCACUAAAAUAUAUUCCUUGUUAAAUGUUCAUGGACUAUUCGAAUGUUUCGACAUCAUCCACAAACACACAAGGACUGAUGUCAUCCAAUUCUUCAAUAUUUUCAUCACUUUAAGCAAAACACAGACUCUCGAGAAUUGUGUCAGAAAACUGUUGCAGUUCACUAAAAAGACAACUUUCGUCGAUGCACUGUUGGUACUUUCGAUCGUAACAAAACAAAACGAUUUUACAAAACAAAUUGCUUACAUAAAGAACAACAAACCACCACAAAAUACAACACAAAAACCAGUGACAAAUGGGCCUAAUAGACCUAACGGCUCUACACCUAGCUCACAAGGAAAUGGACCAAACGGCUCUACAACUAGCUCACAAGGAAAUGGCCCUAACGGCUCUACACCUAGCUCACAAGGAAAUGGCCCAAACGGCUCUACUCCUAGCUCACAAGGAAAUGGCCCUAACGGCUCUACUCCUAGCUCACAAGGAAAUGGACCUAACGGCUCAACACCUAGCUCACAAGGAAAUGGACCUAACGGCUCUACUCCUAGCUCACAAGGAAAUGGACCUAACGGCUCAACACCUAGCCCACAAGGAAAUGGACCAAACGGCUCUACUCCUAGAUCACAAGGAAAUGGACCUAACGACUCUACUCCUAGCCCACAAGGAAAUGGACCUAACGGCUCUACACCUAACUCACAAGGAAAUGGACCAAAUGGCUCCACACCUAGCUCACAAGGAAAUGGACAAAACGGCUCUACACCUAGCUCACAAGGAAAUGGCCCUAACGGCUCUACUCCUGGCUCACAAGGAAAUGGACCUAACGGCUCAACACCUAGCUCACAAGGAAAUGGACCUAAUGGUUCUACUCCCAGCUCACAAGGAAAUGGCCCUAACGGUUACACACCUAGCCCACAAGGAAAUGGACCUAACGGUUCUACUCCCAGCUCACAAGGAAAUGGACCUAACGGUUACACACCUAGCCCACAAGGAAAUGGACCUAACGGCUCUACUCCCAGCUCACAAGGAAAUGGACCUAACGGUUACACACCUAGCCCACAAGGAAAUGGCCCUAACGGUUCUACACCUAGCUCACAAGGAAAUGUACCUAACGGCUCAACACCUAGCUCACAAGGAAAUGGACCUAACGGUUCUACUCCCAGCUCACAAGGAAAUGGCCCUAACGGUUACACACCAAGCCCGCAAGGAAAUGGACCUAACGGUUCUACUCCCAGCUCACAAGGAAAUGGACCUAACGGUUACACACCUAGCCCACAAGGAAAUGGACCUAACGGUUCUUCUCCCAGCUCACAAGGAAAUGGACCUAACGGUUACACACCUAGCCCACAAGGAAAUGGCCCUAACGGUUCUACACCAAGCUCACAAGGAAAUGUACCUAACGGCUCAACACCUAGCUCACAAGGAAAUGGACCUAACGGUUCUACUCCCAGCUCACAAGGAAAUGGACCUAACGGUUACACACCUAGCCUACAAGGAAAUGGACCUAACGGUUCUACUCCCAGCUCACAAGGAAAUGGACCUAACGGUUCCACACCUAGCCCACAAGGAAAUGGAUCUAACGGCUCUACUCCUAGCCCACAAGGAAAUGGACCUAACGGAUAUACUCCUAGCCCACAAGGAAAUGGACCAAAUGGAACUAACGGCUCUACACCUAGCUCACAAGGAAAUGGAUCUAACGGCUCAACUCCUAGCCCACAAGGAAAUGGCCCUAACGGCUCGACACCUAGCUCACAAGGAAAUAGACCAAAUGGCUCCACCCCUAGCCCACAAGGAAAUGGCCCUAACGGCUCUACACCUAGCUCACAAGGAAAUGGACCUAACGGCUCUACUCCUUCCUCACAAGGAAAUGGACCUAACGGCUCUACUCCUAGCCCACAAGGAAAUGGACCUAACGGUUACACACCUAGCCCACAAGGAAAUGGACCUAACGGCUCUACUCCUAGCUCACAAGGAAAUUGGUCUAACGGCUCUACACCUAGCUCACAAGGAAAUGGACCUAACGGCUCAACACCUAGCCCACAAGGAAAUGGACCUAACGGCUCAACACCUAGCUCACAAGGAAAUGGACCUAACGGUUCCACACCUAGCCCACAAGGAAAUGGACCUAACGGCUUUACUCCUAGCCCACAAGGAAAUGGACCAAACGGCUAUACUCCUAGCCCACAAGGAAAUGGACCAAAUGGAACUAACGGCUCUACACCUAGCUCACAAGGAAAUGGACCAAACGGCUCUACACCUAGCUCACAAGGAAAUGGAUCUAACGGCUCAACUCCUAGCCCACAAGGAAAUGGCCCUAACGGCUCGACACCUAGCUCACAAGGAAAUGGACCAAAUGGCUCCACCCCUAGCCCACAAGGAAAUGGCCCUAACGGCUCUACACCUAGCUCACAAGGAAAUGGACCUAACGGCUCUACUCCUAGCUCACAAGGAAAUGGACCUUACGGCUCUACUCCUAGCCCACAAGGAAAUGGACCAAAUGGCUCCACACCUAGCCCACAAGGAAAUGGUCCUAAUGGCUCAACACCUAGCUCACAAGGAAAUGGACCAAACGGCUCUACACCUAGCUCACAAGGAAAUGGCCCCAACGGCUCUACUCCUAGCUCACAAGGAAAUGGACCUAACGGUUACACACCUAGCCCACAAGGAAAUGGCCCUAACGGCUCUACACCUAGCUCACAAGGAAAUGGACCAAAUGGCUCCACCCCUAGCCCACAAGGAAAUGGCCCUAACGGCUCUACACCUAGCCCACAAGGAAAUGGACCAAACGGUUCUACUCCCAGCUCACAAGGAAAUGGACCAAAUGGCUCUACACCUAGCUCACAAGGAAAUGGACCAAACGGCUCUACACCUAGCUCACAAGGAAAUGGACCAAAUGGCUCCACCCCUAGCCCACAAGGAAAUGGCCCUAACGGCUCUACACCUAGCCCACAAGGAAAUGGCCCUAACGGCUCUACACCUAGCCCACAAGGAAAUGGACCUAACGGUUCUACUCCCAGCUCACAAGGAAAUGGACCAAACGGCUCUACACCUAGCUCACAAGGAAAUGGACCAAACGGCUCUACACCUAGCUCACAAGGAAAUGGACCAAACGGCUCUACUCCUUCCUCACAAGGAAAUGGCCCUAACGGCUCUACACCUAGCCCACAAGGAAAUGGACCUAACGGUUCUACUCCCAGCUCACAAGGAAAUGGACCAAACGGCUCUACACCUAGCCCACAAGGAAAUGGACCAAAUGUACCUAAGCCAGGCCAAACAUGUGGAAACAAGCCUGGCAGUCCCGCCUCUGGCAACCAGCCUAAUGGGCCUGGCAGUGACAUCGAUCUGGACCUGCAAGCGCUUCAAACUGUUGUGGACCUUCAAUUCGUGAUUCUACCCCGAGGACCAAGGAAUACUAAAAAUUGUUACUGUACUUGCGACAGUCCAAGAGCGCCAAAAUUGAUCAGAAUGAAAGAUUUGCCCGCGGGAAAUAACUAAAUAUUACAUUUAUUUAGCUAACUGUUUUCAAUUGUUUAAUUUUUUAUCAAUGAAUUUGUGUUUAUCAUAAUAUUAUAUA